AGCGUAAUCAAAACCAUUUCCUUAUCGAUCCGUUCAAUGCUCUAGUUUUAGAACAGCACACUAUGAAGCUGUGCCAAUAUAUGUUAUCAGUCUGUAAAUUAAAACUGGAUCUCUGAUUUUAUGAGAUUUCACAAAGAUGGAAUCAACCCCUUGUAAAGUUUCAUUCAGCUUUAUCAACACAAAUGAUCAAAAAAUCGAUUUAUAAAAUCACAUGUUGCAUAAAUAUUAUAAAGGAUUGAUCAUACUGAUAUGUACUUUUAUAAUCAUACUGGUCUAUCAAGCCUUAAUUCAGAAAUCCGAUCCAAACGUUGCUAUCCGAGUAUUUAUAAACAACAGUGAAAUAAAUGAUUGGGUAGCACAAAGACAUGCAUAUCAGAAACUAGUCCAGCAAUCGAAUACUGUUCCUAUAUUGCAGCCUAAAUUUUUGUGUCAGUCAGAAACAAAAUUAGUAAUUAUUGUUUGCUCAUCAAUUGGUAAUUUUCUUCAAAGAAGAGCUAUAAGAGAUACUUGGGGUAUAGAUGUUUCACAGGCAGAAAAUACCUUAUUUUAUUUCUUAGUAGGUACUACAAACAAUUCUAAGAUAAGUGAUGAUCUUCAAGAAGAAAGUCAAAAAUAUUCAGACAUUAUUCAAUACGAUUUUAUGGAAAAUUAUUUAAAUUUAACUAUUAAAUCCGUCCUACUGUUAAAGUGGAUUGUAAAUUAUUGUAAUAUAGCUAGAUAUGUUAUGAAAGUGGACGAUGAUGUAUUUUUGCAUAUUCCAAAUAUCGUUAAAUAUAUUGAAGCAGCGAAAGAUGUAAAAUUGAUGAUUGGUACUCUUUCUUCGAAAGUUACACCAGUUAAAAAUCCUGCUCAUAAAUGGUUCAUGCCCAUAAAUGAAUAUCCCGAACCUAUGUACCCAGAUUAUCUUACCGGUGGAGCAUACAUUUUAGGAAAUUAUGCUGUAUCAGAGCUUUAUAAUAACUCGUUAAAAAUACCGUUUAUACGUAUAGAAGAUGUUUUUAUUACAGGACUAUGUGCUCGUUAUUCUGGUUUGAAACCCAGAAAUCACGAUAAAUUUUUACAUAUCAAACUAAAUAAUAAUCCUUGCCUUUUCAGAACUUUAUUUUCUGUUCAUUCUGUUUCUGUUGUAGAGAUGUAUAAAGUUUGGAGUCAAGUUUUUGAUCCUCGUUUCAUUUGCCACUGGUGGUCUAAAUGGAUUUAUUGGGAAUAGUAGUGUUUUAUUAUACAUUAAAAUACAGGUCAUUUAUCCAGUACAAUUUGUUAAGCAAUUUCCAGAAAAGAAAACUUUACGUAAGGAUCGCCAAGUAUUUGUAUAAAUAUCAAUUCUGCAAAUUUCUGAUUACCAACUUCAGAUAGAAAUGAACUCUUCUUAGCAAAGCUUUUAAAUUAAUUUCCAUAAACUAAAAACUUAAUAGUUUAUUUUAAAAUGUUCCAAUCAUUUUACAUGUUAUUAAUUAAAAAUUAAUCAGUAACGUAAUUCAUAUUAUAAA
Molecule: messenger RNA, 1490 nt
Organism: Centruroides sculpturatus (bark scorpion)
Lineage: Eukaryota; Metazoa; Arthropoda; Arachnida; Scorpiones; Buthidae
Product: beta-1,3-galactosyltransferase 5-like
Exons: 2
Coding region: 212-1210 (332 amino acids)
Cellular component (GO): membrane
Molecular function (GO): hexosyltransferase activity
Source: RefSeq, a predicted model, not a curated record